CGGCAUAUAUAUACUCUUUUCACGCGGGCCUCCUUCUUCCCCGAUUGAGACACGCCGCCACUAGACCUAGCCUUCUCUGACGAACUCCGAUCACCGCCCCCCGCCACCACGACAUCGCCGACGACCCCCCAUUGCAUCUGUGUCCAACGAUGACGCAAGCAACACGGACAGAGGCAACGACCUGGAUGAGGGCAGCAGGCUCCGGCGACUCCCUUUGUUCCGGUGAAGUCCAGCAGCGACGGGGAAGGGCGAUGUCGCGAGGGCAGUCGACGGCUACGAAUGGUCAGCAGCGGGCGACCUCCAUCUUUGGCGGAGAAUUUCCGAUCAGACACAGGGGUGGUGGUGAUGAUCUCCACCGGCGACGAGGGUAGUCCAGCGAGAAGGGGGUUGUGGCCUCCAUCUUUUCCGGAGAAACAGCGGGUAGUCCAGCGAGCCUCCUCUGCUCCGGCAAAAAUAGCAGCGAAGGUGUCUAGGAGGCAGGCUGCCGACGGCGUCUGGGCAGCGACUCCGGCGAAAUCUGCUAUGUCUGCAAUGUCUCUUUUCACUACCCAAUCGCCAACUGGAGUUGCCAUAACCUCAUCAGGGUCAAAGAAAGAAGAUCGAUUUGUCGCUGAUCUUAAUAUUAAGCUUAAGAGCAAGAAGAUUACCACAGAUAUCAAAGUUGAUAGCAACUCAAAUAUUAUCAUGGUCACAACGGCGCCAAGAAUUGAAGGUCUGUCUUCCCCUGAUUCAAUGCUGGAUGUUAUUGAGGGGACAAAUAACUAAAUUAGGCAUGCUCAAUUGACAAUUAGAAUGUGAUUUUAAUUAUGUAAAUAUUAAAUUAUUGGAUGCUAUUAAGAUUUUGGAUUGUAUGUAUUUAGAUAUUAUUCAAUAUAUUGUACAUUUUGGAAAUUAUUUUGUUUUCAUGAUCAAUAUUUAGAAUUGAAAUAAAUUUUAAUUAUUAAAUAUAAUUGUAGAUUGAAAUAUAGUAGUCUUUCAAAAAGCUUUACAAUGUAUUUAAACAGUUUUCUAAAUCUUUAAAGAACGACUACACAAACCUGUAUUGUUAAUAAACGUUAGACAAUUUA
Cuscuta campestris is the source of this 1067-nucleotide messenger RNA. The record is from the annotation of a GenBank genome assembly. Lineage: Eukaryota; Viridiplantae; Streptophyta; Magnoliopsida; Solanales; Convolvulaceae.